Messenger RNA from Helobdella robusta, 1328 nucleotides. RefSeq lists its product as hypothetical. Gene Ontology annotation, molecular function: tRNA-guanosine(34) queuine transglycosylase activity. The transcript has 12 exons. The record is from RefSeq and is a predicted model, not a curated record. The coding region runs from base 40 to 1236 and encodes 398 amino acids. Lineage: Eukaryota; Metazoa; Annelida; Clitellata; Rhynchobdellida; Glossiphoniidae.
GUUUUUGUUAUCAAUAAAUGUUUGUCCCAGCGGUAAAAAAUGAAUUUUAGGUUGUGUAAAUCGGCCUCAAAAUACCGAUUAGGUGAAUUAGAAGAUGAGUUAGGCAAUGUAUUUAAGACGCCUGCUUGUAUUUUUUAUACCGGAGGAGGGCAGAUUCCGUACAUGACCAAAGAUAUUUUAGAAGACAGUAGCCUUCUGCCGUCUAUAUUACAAAUGUCUUUGAAUCAGUUUGUUCAUGCCAAAGACGCAAUAACAUCAUUCGGUCAGGGUCUGUCUGGUUUCACAAAUAUGAAGAACCAGCCCAUAUACUGUUCCACACGGGAUCCAAGUUUGACCUUGACCUCAGGCUACAGCAAGGGCAAUCAGGGGCUCUCUGUGUGGUCGUUGGGUGGAAAGUAUGUGUUUGAGGCAGAGGACUACGUGGAUUAUGUUGAAUCGCUUCGGCCUUCCAUAGUUGAAAUUCUAUGCGAGGAUUAUUCUGAUGUAAGUGCUACUAACAAGAAGAUCGAUAAAUGCACUGAGAAGUCGUUUAAUUUUCUGAAGAGAUGCAUAGAAAGAUUCAAUAAAUCGGAUGUUUUAAAAGGGUCGAGAUUGAUAGCGCCGUUGAUUGGCGGUUACAACAGGCAGAAGAGGGCAGAUUAUGCCGCUAGAGUAUCUCAAUUCGACCAAGUUUUCGGUUAUAGCUUGUCAGGUUUUCACAAUUUUGGGACUGAAUCAUUUAAGAUGGAUUUUGACUAUAAUAAAGAUUUCAUUGACGUUGUGUUUGAAAAGGUUCCAGAGGAUAAGUUGAGAAUCCUGCCUGGUUCAUUCACUCCACUGCAAAUCAUACAAGCAGUCAGAUGUCAUCUUGAUGUUUUUGAUUCUUCAUACGCUUAUUGGGCUUGUGAGUCAAAGGCGGCCUUGACAUUGAACUUGGAAGUUGAAGGUCACGACCUGGCUACCUCUGGGGAUGACCUCGAUUCUAACAUUGUGUUCCUAACUGAAGCCAGAUACACCCACGACGAUAGGCCGAUAUUAAGCAGAUGUACGUGUUACACAUGCAAGAACCAUGCAAGGUCCUACAUACGGCACCUUCUACUAACUAAAGAACUUCUUGGGAGCAUACUUUUAUCAAUACAUAACCACCAUCAUCUGAAUGAAUUUUUCAUAUGCAUGAGACUGGCUAUGGAGAGUGAUGGACUGGACCACUUUGAGGCUAAAAUAAAAGAAAAAUCUCUUCCAGCUUUAAGUUCAUAAUAAUUAAUAAUGAUGAUAUUAUUUGUUAUUAUUAUUUAUAUUAUUUAACGUCUUGUCGGGUUUUUAUUCUAGAAAUGUAUUCUCAAAGUUUU